AUGGGGGUGGAACCCAUCGUUCUUGUGCUGGAAUGGUUUAUGUGCGUAUUCACCCGUACUCUGCCCUGGGAGUCCGUUCUGCGUGUUCUCGACAUGUUUUUCUGCGAAGGAAAAAUUGUCAUGUUCCGAGUGGGCCUGGUACUCCUCGAACGCUGUUUUGGAAAUUCGUCCUACCGGAAGUCCUGUGAAGGCUUAGACGAUGUCAUCAUGCGGGCCCAAGAAAUUACCUCAAAACUCGACAAUCCGGAUGAGUUGGUUCACGAGAUCCGCGUUGCGUUAGCCAGAAGCGAACAGCUGGUCGCCCUGCCUCCUACUCCCCUCCUGGUCCGCACAUCGGAGUCUGACUUCCUUUCCGACCACAGCACGCGCUGCCCUCCUCUGCGUGCUGGUUUUUUGUACAUCAAACUUUCGAUUGGCCUUUCGUGCUGGAGCCCUCCUCCAGGCUGA
This is a messenger RNA of Dibothriocephalus latus, 447 nucleotides long. The record is from the annotation of a GenBank genome assembly. NCBI's taxonomy places the organism in Eukaryota, Metazoa, Platyhelminthes, Cestoda, Diphyllobothriidea, Diphyllobothriidae.